CCAUUUUUUGAUAUUAUUUUAAUUCAAUAAUUCAAAUUGCCAUAAUGAUUUUUUUCUAUAAAUUCAACCACUGAAUCCCAUCAAAACCUCUUUCCUUCUCUUCUUAUCAUCUCCUCUAAAAAUUGGUCAAAACUCAUCCCUCUUCUUCCAUUUUCAUAUUCUUUCUUAUCAUCUUUUCUUUCCUAAACAUCAACUAGAGUUUAUCUUUUCAGCACAUAGUCUUUGACACCCUUUUCAAAUUUCUAGAACAAGAAUUUUAUUCUUAAUAUAUAUAACCAUCUCAUAUAAAUAUCAUCCUCACAAAUCAUCCAUAGCUACCUUAUAAACCCUCUAAAAACCCUCUAAGUAAUUGUUGCUCUUGAGUUUCAACCCCCACAAAACAAUUUUUUUUUCUUUGUUCAUAUAGUUAUGAAUGAUUGAAAAACAACACAGAUGUCUCCACUAAUCUUUGAGAUCUCUAUGAUAAACUCUUCUCUCAGACGCAGAACCCAUUUAGUUCAAUCUUUCUCGGUUGUUUUCCUAUACUGGUUCUAUAUUUUCUCAUGAAUUAAUACUUAACCUCUUUUAUUACCUUCAAAUCUAAAAUUUAGUUUCAUUAAUUCUAUCAAUCUAGUCAAAUUAACUACCUAUAGUUAGAAUAAUAUUACUAUUAUCACGAUCUGAGUCGCGGCGACAUAGACAUCAAAGAUCGAUAAUUCGCAACCGCGAUUUAAACCCUAGCUAGUUUUCACAUGGCUUUUCCUGGUGGAGCUUAUUCAUCUGGUACAAGCUCUUUUCAAAACUCUGGAUCUGGAUCAGAGGGCGAUAGGAAUAUGAAUCUGAACAUGAAUCACAUGCAGGUGAAUAUAACCGAUCAAAAGAAGAGGAAGAGAAUGCAAUCCAACAGAGAAUCCGCACGAAGAUCAAGGAUGAAGAAACAGCAACACAUGGAAGGACUUAGCGCACAAAUCGAAGAGCUCAAGAAAGAGAAUAAUCAAAUAAGCACAAACGUAGGGAUAACUACUCAGAUGUAUCUGAAUGUUGAAUCUGAGAACGCAAUUCUUAGGGUUCAGAUGGCUGAACUAAGCAACAGAUUGCAAUCAUUGAAUGAUAUUAUCCAAUACAUUGAAUCAAGCAAUUCACUGUUUCAGGAAACGGAUCAGUUGUUCAAUGAUUGUGGAUUCUUGGACACGUGGAGCUCUUUCCCUGUUAAUCAACCAAUCAUGGCCUCUAAUGAUAUGUUGAUGUAUUGAUUUGAUGAAGUUUGGUUGCAAAUUGUGUAUGGCUUUUGGUUGAUUCUUGGUGCUAUAGUUGAUUGUAACAACCUCGGUUUGUUUUGUGUUGAGUAUUUGUUUUUUUUGUUUUUUUUUUAAAUGUCAAGUUGCCAAUUGUUUUUAUUUUAUAUAUAUAUAUAUAUUAGGUUAUUAUUAUAUUCUAAGUUUUAUAUAUGAUGAUGUAUUAAGGUUGGGUAAAAAAAUGUAUCAGGGUUUGUGUCUAUGUAAGUUUCUAGAAGGGGAGGAAUUUUUGAUGAUUUAUGCAAUUGAAAAGUCUCUCACCCUUACAUUAAUAUGAAUGUUGCCUAUUAACUAUAAAAUAUCAUCUUUGUUUUUAAAUAUGA
Molecule: messenger RNA, 1597 nt
Organism: Lathyrus oleraceus (garden pea)
Lineage: Eukaryota; Viridiplantae; Streptophyta; Magnoliopsida; Fabales; Fabaceae
Product: bZIP transcription factor 11
Exons: 1
Coding region: 732-1232 (166 amino acids)
Biological process (GO): positive regulation of DNA-templated transcription
Cellular component (GO): nucleus
Molecular function (GO): DNA-binding transcription factor activity; transcription cis-regulatory region binding
Source: RefSeq, a predicted model, not a curated record